Diabrotica virgifera virgifera (western corn rootworm) is the source of this 1059-nucleotide messenger RNA. RefSeq names its product plasma kallikrein-like. The coding region runs from base 110 to 895 and encodes 261 amino acids. Gene Ontology annotation, molecular function: serine-type endopeptidase activity. Gene Ontology annotation, biological process: proteolysis. The record is from RefSeq and is a predicted model, not a curated record. The transcript is spliced from 5 exons. Lineage: Eukaryota; Metazoa; Arthropoda; Insecta; Coleoptera; Chrysomelidae.
AUUUUUACGGUAGUUUAUUCAGCCUUCUAGAUAAGAUAUCGAUAACAUUGACUAAUCGUUUCUAUCUACAAUAGAAUUUCUAUAAUUAAUUUGUACUUAAUGUUAAAAAAUGUUGGCUUUGGUAUUAAUGUUAUAUUUUGCCGAAAUUUGGGCUGCACCAGAACACAGACUCUCCAUCAUUGGUGGGCAUAAUGCCACUAAAGGUGAAUUUCCUUAUAUAGUCACUAUUCAAGAAUGUGCAAUAGAAUGUAGCCAGUUGUGUAAUGGAGUUAUUAUUUCCAAAAGCUGGAUCUUAACAUCUGGACAUUGCGUUGAUUUGUUCAUUGAAGGCAUAUGGAAAGAGGUUUAUGCAGGAGUGACAAAUAUUGACGAUCCAAAUAAACAAAACAGAAGUGUGGAAAGAUCCUUUUAUCACGAAAAUUUUAAUAAAACGUACCCCAGAUUAUUUGAUAUUGGUCUUGUAAAAGUAACCACUCCAUUUGAAUUUAACGAGUUAGUUCAACCCGCUAAAUUACCUAAACAGGAUACUGAGGUCUUAUUAGCACCAGGAAAUUUAGCAGGAUGGGGAAAAAUGGAGCAUAGAUUAUUUCCAAAUAGUUUACAGGCAGUCGAAGUACCUGUUAUUGAUUUUCAAGAUUGUGUUAACGAAUUUACCGAACAUGGCGUGAAAAUGCCCGACUACAAUAAUUCCGCAAUUUGUACUGGCCAUAUGGGCGAAGGAAAAGGAGCUUGUAGCCUAGAUUAUGGAGGGCCCUUACAGCAGGAUAUCCUUGUCGUUGGCAUAGUGUCUUGCUUUGCCCAAUGCAGCCCGACAGGUGGUUUGACGUUAUAUACCAAGAUCAGUUCAUACAUAUCCUGGAUUGCUGAACACAUAGAUGAAGAAUUGACAUUUUAACAUUAUUUUAUUGUAACAAACAAUUGGACUUCGUAAGUCCUUGGUUCUCACCCAAUAUAACCGGAAGUAGAACCGGUAAAAUUAUAGUACAAUUAUAAUUUAUAUACCUAUAAUUAUUUUAUUAUAAUUUGUAAAUAUUUAUAUAAUAAAUUUUAUUUACAAUG